This is a messenger RNA of Suillus subaureus, 300 nucleotides long. RefSeq lists its product as uncharacterized. The record is from RefSeq and is a predicted model, not a curated record. Lineage: Eukaryota; Fungi; Basidiomycota; Agaricomycetes; Boletales; Suillaceae. The transcript has 2 exons. The coding region runs from base 1 to 300 and encodes 99 amino acids.
AUGGCUGCAGCUUUGUCGUCUUCUGCUUUGUUAUCGUCUUCCCUCGCGCCUCCCGUUUCGCUGGUUGUGUCGGAUCAGGAGUUCCCUGACACAGUGGAAGACAUUGUUGCAUGCACUGCUGCCACACAUCCAGUCGCUUUUGACGCCCAGAUUCCUCCCAUCAUGGGUCUACCAGUUUACGCAGGGAACGGGGCUAUCGCGUGUUUAACACCAGGACCCAAUCUUGUAUUCCUCCAAUCAGCCCACAAACUGCACUUUUGGGACUUGGUUCAGGAAUAUGAACUCUACCUUUUGGGGUAA